Hyposmocoma kahamanoa is the source of this 1381-nucleotide messenger RNA. RefSeq lists its product as uncharacterized. The record is from RefSeq and is a predicted model, not a curated record. The transcript has 7 exons. NCBI's taxonomy places the organism in Eukaryota, Metazoa, Arthropoda, Insecta, Lepidoptera, Cosmopterigidae. Bases 73 to 1239 code for a protein of 388 amino acids.
UGAUCGAUAGUGUUUUAUAAGUCUGUUUUAUACUUGGAAUCCUUUGCGAGAGAUGGCACAAGUGAAGGCAAAAUGAGAGCAAUUCAACAAAUAUCUGAAAUUAUGAGGCUGGUAACUUUGUUAUUAUGCUUGAAUUUAAUCUCAAAUUGCUAUGGAGACCAGAAAGAAGAUACUGAUACAUACAUGAGCCGAUUUGUAGCAGAUUUGUGGAUAGAAGGAGCUGAUGUUGUUCGAAUUAUUUGGAGAGAUUGUUCUAAAAAGCUAGUCGAUGUAAAAGAUGUUAUCGACCACAAAGAAUACUUUCCGAAAUUCGUCAGAUGCAUGAAGCGCAAAACCUUGAGAGCUCUGGAUCGUUCUCUGACACCUGACAUCGUCCCAUUGGCUGAUGGAGUGAAUUUGGUACGUUUCGAGCUAGUAGACCGCUCGGGAAACAUCAUGCCUGAUAAUGAGACCAGUGCAUGGACAGAGAAAGAAUUAGAAGAAGGAGAAUGGCGUACCCUCGCUUUACAGCGCAUGGCAAAAGUUCUGCGCACACAUGUUAUAAAAUUUGACUUCGAUGACACGAAAACAAUCGAAAAAGUUGAGUAUCGCGGUCGUCGUCGGCACCAAAUGAUGACAAUGAUGAUGUUCGGCGUCGUCUCCAUCGGCAUGGUGGUCAUACCAAUGGGAUUCCAGUUCCUCGCUGUUCUUGGAGGCAAAGCGCUAUUGCUUGCUAAAAUGGCGCUUAUCCUGGCUUCUAUACAGGGACUUAAGAAGGUUGACAUUGGGUAUCAUGAUGGGUAUCAUGACAGGGGGAAGAUUGCUGCAAGUCCGGUGAGUUACGGAUUCUACAACUCAUAUCCUUACGAACAUCAUCCUUAUGAGAAACGUAGCAGUGACUCUUGGCCACCACCAGAUCUCAUGCCUGUCACGCCUCCGCCAGUGAUGCCAGCUACCACUUGGUCAAACAUGGAAACUGGUAACAUAAAAGUUGACAGAAUACAUAUUGCAAAGGAUAACGGAAAGAAUUCUCUCGAAGUAUCUACAGCUGGGAAUGUGAGAUUGAGGUCAGAACCUAGACUUUAUCCAGUAUACGUUGGUCCUCCAGAUACUUCUCCGCCAAUAUUCACUGCUAUAGAUGUUCCUACUCCUUUAGUCGACCUGACUACGAGACCUGGAGAAGUACAAGCGGAUUUUGCGAUUGAUCUCCCGUAUAAUGGGUUUCGCUUUCAAAAUCCCACUCCUGUCAUUUCAGCUUGAUGUUGUCAUACGUUUGUUUCAAUCACUGUAUAGUGUAGUCACUGGAAUUUUUUCUUAUAUAGCUCAAGUGCUAUAUCCUAAUAGACAUGUAUUUUAUGGUAAUUAUUUGUAUUAGUGUAAAAUGAAUAUUUGUUAAUGUACU